This is a messenger RNA of Marasmius oreades (fairy-ring Marasmius), 516 nucleotides long. RefSeq lists its product as uncharacterized. The transcript is spliced from 5 exons. The record is from RefSeq and is a predicted model, not a curated record. The coding region runs from base 1 to 516 and encodes 171 amino acids. NCBI's taxonomy places the organism in Eukaryota, Fungi, Basidiomycota, Agaricomycetes, Agaricales, Marasmiaceae.
AUGGCAUUACUCCUGAACAGGCGCGUUGCCGAGAUCAAGAUUAUGGAGAUUUAUGAAGCUGUCAGAGAUUCGGUUCCCUGGGAUGUGACGUGUGUUCAUACAAAACAUACUGUAUCCAUUCAUUCUCAAUACCCCUACCGAUCUGUCCAAAUUGUCCUAUGGUUUGAUAUCGAUGCAGCGUGUUUUGCAUUUGAUGGUACCCAUGUUUGGGGUAAUCCUCGCGCUGUCAUUUCUAUGAUGAGACAAUGUAAUACAGUUGACAUGACUCGCCGAUCUCCUUCAUACGAAGUCCGACUCAUCAAGUAUUUGUCUCGUGGAUUCGAAGUUUACGUCCCCAGUCUCAAGCGUGCAGACAUCGAUCCAACCAUCUAUGAACGGUCUAUCAUGAGAGUCGAAGGGUUGGCUCGACUUCUCGCUUUCGAGUCUCUCAAAACUUCUGAUAGCCGUGAUCAGUUCUUGGAAACGCGUCGAAACCUCCAUGGCUGUCCUAAAGUGUUCAACGCUCACUACCAUUGA